This is a messenger RNA of Pygocentrus nattereri (red-bellied piranha), 7970 nucleotides long. It is a transcript of the gene cep170aa, whose product is annotated as centrosomal protein 170Aa. Gene Ontology annotation, molecular function: protein binding. NCBI's taxonomy places the organism in Eukaryota, Metazoa, Chordata, Actinopteri, Characiformes, Serrasalmidae. The transcript has 21 exons. Bases 203 to 4729 code for a protein of 1508 amino acids. Gene Ontology annotation, cellular component: centriole. The record is from RefSeq and is a predicted model, not a curated record.
UACUUGCCUGAUUCCUGCCUGCCGUAGGUCGCCGCUAUUUGUUAGGAAUAACGUUAUUGCUGAGCAACUGAGACGUAGCAGCACACACUGGGCAGGGCUCUGAAAACCGUUUAUCUGCUGCAUUGGAUCUCUGCAAAAUUGCCUGUGGAGAACAGAAAGGGGAUGACGUAGCGGUGGAGGCUGGAGGAGAGAGAGAGCAGAGAUGAGCCUCACAUCCUGGUUCCUGGUGAGCAGCGGGGGCACGCGUCACCGACUGCCCCGUGAGAUGAUCUUUGUGGGUCGCGAUGACUGCGAGCUCAUGCUACAGUCUCGCAGCGUAGACAAGCAGCACGCAGUGAUCAACUAUGAGUCCACCAGUGAUGAGCACAAAGUAAAGGACCUAGGGAGUCUUAAUGGGACAUUUGUGAAUGAUGUUCGAAUCCAGGAGCAGAUGUACAUCACUCUGAAGAUUGAUGAUAAGCUGAGGUUUGGAUACGAUACCAACUUGUUCACUGUGGUCCGGGGAGAGCUUCAUGUUCCAGAGGAAGCUCUAAAGCAUGAGAAGUUCACCAGCCAGCUCCAGCUGGGAAAAAAGCCCACCUGUGCAGAGCACCCCAAAAUGCCUAAGUCUCCCCCAGCCAGAGCCGCAGAGAGUAAGGCUACAGAGCCCGUCACUGAGCCUCUUUCCAAACCUGCAGAAGCCAGCAAGGCAGAUGAGAAAAUGCCAGGGGACGUAGCAGCUCUGCACAGAGGAACGCCUUUGUAUGGACAGCCAUCCUGGUGGGGCGAUGGUGAUGCUGAUGAUGAGAAUUCGUUCAAGCAAGAAAAUAAAGCAUCUGGGAAAAAACAGGAGACUUCGGGGGCAGACAGCAAGGAGGCCAAGCGGCCGGAGAAAUCCAAGGAGAACGGCGUGGGCUCUGUAGGUUCGGAGCCUAGCUACUUUGAGAUCCCCAGUAAAGACGGGCAAAUGACGGAGAACAACAUCCAUGAGAUCCCGACCAAGGACACUGAGGGCAAUGCAGCCGCAAAGUCUGCUACAGGCAGUGCAACUGCACAGGCCAACACCUCAUUCACCAUUGAGUUUGAUAACACUUCUCCAGGGAAGGUAACCAUUAAGGAUCACGUGUCCCGUCCACGACCUAAGAAGUCUCAGCCGGGAGGCAAAGAGCUCAGCACCCUGCAGGCUGCCAUUAUGGCCUCAGAGAGCAAGGUGGCCGACUGGCUUGCCCAGAAUGACCCUCCUCUGGUGAGACGCGAGUCCACAGAAGAGGACAGCAAGAGCAUUAAGAGUGACGUGCCUGUCCAUCUCAAGAGGUUGAAAGGCAGCAAACAUGACGAUGGCACCCAGAGCGACUCGGAGAAUGGCUUGGGCCUGCGCUUCGGGAGCAGACGCCAUGCAGCCCUGGAAGAGCGCCUGAAGGCAGCUGGACUGGCCCGAGCUAAAGCCAACGGGGCCGAGGGUGCACCGGCCUCCAGCCGCACCGCCUUCAUGAUCGAGUUCUUUGACGAGGAUAACCCACGUAAACGCCGUUCAUACUCCUUCUCACAGACUGCGCCACUUAUUGGGGGUGUGGCAGGGGAGGGGCUCUGCCCGGCUCCACCCUCCCGCCCUAAGGUCAUGUCUGCGGAUGGUAGCAGGACCGUGACUUCAGCGCUGGCGGCAGUGGCCCCCACAGCAGCACGGCUACUACAGAAGCAGAGGUCAGAGGACCCUGGAUUGGUGCGCAGCUCCCUCAGCACAGGGCAACCCAGCCCAGGAGACGAGCCACAGAAGCAGGAUGACGACCAGAGCGACAAAGGCACCUACACCAUUGAGCUGGAAAACCGCAACCCUGAGGAAGAGGAAGCCCGCCGCAUGAUUGAUAAGGUGUUCGGGGUGGAGAACUCUCAGGAAACUGCUUGUCCCAAGCAACAGCAAGGUGUUGGGAAAGCUAAAGAGAGUAAGAAGACCAGCAGCACUACAGCUGAGGGCCUUGUGGACGAGUCUGUUGCUGUUGGCAGCCCGCGAUGGGUUUCCCAGUGGGCCAGUUUAGCUGCUAAUCACACUAGAACUGAUCCUGAGGGUUCUGGGGCAGAACCCACAGCCUUCAUCCAUCAUGAGCGAGACGCCGAUGCUUUGGACCCUUUAGCAUCCAUAAAGAGUACCAGCUCUGCCACCUCCAGCCAGUGUGAACGGAAGAGGAGGACACUGCCUCAGCUCCCAACUGAGGAGAAGAGCAAGCAAGGCAAGGCCUCCUCUGCCCUUGGGCUACGCUCAGAGAUUGGCGAGAAGCAGGACACGGAGCCCCAGGAGAAAGAGCGCCACAGUGAACACAAAGGGGACGGCGAAUGUGCCCCCUCCACACAGGACACUGUGAGCGGAAAGACCCAGCAGAGUGGGACAGGUGUGAUGCAGACGUCCUCCUCCAAGCCUCCCACACGUUCUGCAGAGAAGCAAAGUGAGGAGGGACGUAGGAGGCGCACUGAGGACAAGAGCAAAGGGAGUGAUGGGGAAAGGACUGGGAAGCCCCUGGUGCGGCAGGGCAGUUUCACUAUUGAGAAGCCAAGUGGGAACGUUCCCAUUGAACUCAUUCCGCGCAUUAACCGUCAGGUAGGGGGCCGAGAGCGCAGCGACUCAGCCGGCAGCAUGGACACAGCUACCCUGCUGAAGGACACAGAGGCUGUCAUGGCCUUUCUGGAGGCCAAGCUCCGUGAUGAAAAGAAGCUGGAUUCCGCAGUGCCCCCUAGCCAAUCUCAGGGGCGCUCCAUUUCCCCAGAGUCAGAUGUGGAUACGACUAGCGCGGUCAGCGAGGCUGAGCGAAAGGGUGUGCAGAAGCGCCGCUCUCUCAGCAGCCUGCACAAAGAGAAGAGCAACCUGAGCUCUGCUGGCAAGAGUGCUGCGAGCGCACGAGAGCGUUUAGAGAGGAAGGCCAAGACCAAGGUUCCAGACAGCCGUCCAGACACCCGCCGCACCACCCAGACGAUCCCACGUGGCCGUCAGCCCUCACUAGACCUGACGGAUGAUGAGCAGACAUCUUCAUUGCCCAUCUCUGAUGUGCUCUCCUCUGACCAGGAGACCUAUUCCAGCCGAUCCCAUGGCCGCGGUACCUUCACCUCUACUGACGACCUGCUGCAGUCCAAGCUGGACUCCUCCAAAGCUGCCAAAAGCAAGACCAGUAGGACGGCCCAGCCCAGUGCACCUGCUGUAGGGAAACAGCAGGCAGGGCUUCCUCAGCCCCGGCCCACCAGAGCCUCCCUGCUGCGACGUGCUCGGCUAGGGGACACAUCGGACACUGACCUCGCAGAUGCCGACAGGGUGUCGGUGGCCUCUGAGGUGUCCACCACCAGCUCCACCUCCAAGCCCCCGUCAGGCAGGAAAGCCCCAUCCCGCAUCGACAUGCUGGCCCAGCCCAGACGCACAAGACUGGGCUCCAUCUCAGCACGCAGCGACUCAGAGGCCACAGUUAGCCGCAGUGCAGCAUCACGGGUGUCAGCUGAGACAGCUCUGCGGCUGGGCCUGCGCGCCACCAAUCCAGCAGACAGUAAGCUGAGCCCACGCCUGCGAGCCAAUAGUGUCUCUAAGCUCGCAGACACCAAGACCAAAAUCACACCUCCUGUCUCCGGACCUCCAGCAGAGAACUUUUAUGCAGAGAUGCCUCAACCAGAACCUGAAGAUGGCCUAGCAGACGAGGAGCCCAUGGCUGCUAACAGGUGGAGACGCGUGCCUCCAGAAUACGCCUCCACCUCGGAGGACGAGUUCGGCUCCAACCGGAACUCCCCCAAGCAUGGGCGUCUGCGGCCGGGCACCACUCUGCGCACCAGCAGACUGAGCAGUACGCUCACUGCCACACCAACAGCCAGCCCCGGUGGCAUCGCUCUUAAGCACAGGAUGAGGGAACAGGAGGAGUACAUCCGGGAUUGGACAGCUCACAGCGAGGAGAUUGCCAGGUUAUUUCCCUGUGUGCGCAGGAUCAGCCAGGACCUGGCCAAGGACCUGGCCAUCCUUGCACGAGAGAUCCAUGACGUGGCCGGCGAGAUCGACUCAGUCAGUUCUUCCGGCACGGCGCCAAGCACCACGGUCAGCACAGCAGCCACAACGCCUGGAUCAGCUAUCGACACCAGGGAGGAGCUGGUGGAUCGAGUCUUUGAUGAAAGUCUGAAUUUUCGGAAGAUCCCCCCUGUGGUGCAGACAAAGGCUCCUGAAAUAAACGGGCGAGGAGUGGAACUGCGACCUCGGGCCCCCAAUAGCUUGGACCCCCAGGCUGCACUGCGCAGACGCACAUGGAAUCGAGACGAGGUUAGGCCGGCGGUGUUAGACAGUUUGCUGUUGACAUCAGUCUCUCAGCUGUCCUCCAAAAUCCGCCAAUCUGUGGAUAAAACAGCAGGCAAAAUCAGGAUAUUGUUCAAAGACAAGGACAGGAACUGGGAUGACAUUGAGAGCAAACUUAGUUCAGAGACUGACAUACCACUUCUCAAAACCACUAACAAGGAAAUAUCGUCAAUUCUGACAGAGCUGAAAAGGGUGGAAAAGCAGCUUCAAGUCAUAAAUAUCAUGGUGGAUCCUGACGGAACCCUAGAUGCUCUCACCAGUCUGGGCUUGGCCAGCCCCACCACAUCCAAACCCAAGAGCAGCCCAUGGGAGCCUCAGCCUGGCAACGGAGCCUCAAAACCCAUCUCCACCAUCUCACCCAGCCGAGAGCUACCCAGCCUAGGGCUCGACCUCAGCCACACCCAGCCCAGCGCAGGGGGCAGUGUCAUUACCAACAAAUAAACUGAGAUGAACUUCCUAAUACAUGACUAUCCAUAAAAGAAUGAACCUUAGCUUGUACAUACUUUAUGUAUUCCUCCCUCUGUGCCCUCCAAGAUUGCUACGUGGGAAAAGUCCAUUUUCCCCCCUCAAGUGCACCAGUGAAGGUCACACCUGUGGAUCUGGACCUUGACAUGCAGCGCAGCUAAACAGACGCAGCUGCUAAUGCCAACAGGUGAGAGGCCACUGAGCUGCCCCUACAUAUCAUCAUUGGUGUCAGAGCCAGCUGUGUGUGCUGCAAGUGUGAAUGCUCCCAUCCAAGCAUACCACAGGUGGACUUUGUUGUGAACUCUUUCAAUUGCAACUCCAGUGCCUGUCUGCUCUGCCCUGUAAGCAAACCCUUCUACUAAUUCUAGAUCUUAUAUUGAUGAUCAAAUUGAUUUCUGCUUUAGAAAUUGUAUGUUGUGUUUGAUGAGAGGGAGCGUUCUCAACGUACUGUAUGUACUGAGUCUGGUGUCUGUGUAAGGUUGGUCUUGUCAGAUUAAUAGCCCUUAAGACCAAAGACUAAGACCAAGACUCUGCAAUGAGACAGGUGAAUGGUUUUCCGGGAGAUUUAAUGGACAAUUACAUCAGCAGGAAAAUGGAGAGGUAUACAACGCUGUAUAAAAGUCAGAGACCACUCUUCGCUUAUUGAAUUUUUAGUAAAAAAACGCCCUUUAAGUACAAGUUAUUCAUUUUCAGUACUGUGAAAAAAGCAUUACACAUAUACAGGGUGAUUCAAAAAGUUAUCACUUUUAACAUGAUUUAUUUCACUUGUAAAUCAAUACAGAACAAUGCAGUAAACUGCAAAUCGUUGAAGUCAGCAUAAAGUUUAUAGGUAGAUAUAAUGAUGUAGUUUGUUUAAUAUGGACCUGCUCCAGCUGUACAAACAACAUCAAUGUCAUCCUAUGUUCUAUAGAGCAUGUCAGGUGUUACUGUGUGUACGGCUCUUUUCGGAGAUCAUCCAGUGUUGUGGAACCAACGGCGAACGCUCUGAACUGUUGGAGGUUCACUAUCGGCGAAAAUCACGCUGCACAGUUAUGACGGGUUCAGUCUUAUUGAAGUGGAGAACGCAGAACGCUUUGUGCUCAGAGGGUGCAUUUCUUCGCAGACUGAAGGGAGCCAUCUUCCAGUGACAGUCAGAAACUCUGUGACCCCCUCUUUCAAGUGGUAUGUAAUUGGUUUCUAGGCGCCUCAUGGUUGUAAAAAUAUGUCACUUUGAAAUCAGAUGAAUCUUUCUUGGCUCUUUCCAUUCUUUUUAGAAGACUUAAAAUACUUUCAAAUUUCCAUUAAAUCUGCUGGGAUAUUUUUCAACAUCUCCAAAGUUCAGUCUUAGAAGUUGGUUGCAUUUUCUAUUCUCACAAUCCAAGUAAUCCCAAACACUUCAGUAAUUAUGAGGUCUGGCCUCUGGAUUUUCUCCAUCUCUCAUCAGAUAAACCUAUUCAUCUGAUGGUUGGUUUUAGUGGGUCUUGCAUGGCUGUUAAGAGUCCAACUUUUGCUGUAUCUUUUAAUCGCCUUUUGAACAGUCCUGUAUUCUCACGUAUUUGCCAUUGACUUUCUCCUUUCUUAUAAAGUGAAUUAUUAUUAUUUAUGUAAUCUCCUCAAUAUCUUUAAAAAAACGAAUAACUACUGAAUGGCUGGAAAUUUAAUAAACAAAGGAUGGUCUCUGACUUUAGUACAGUAAGUAGUACAGCAAACAAGAAGUACAAUUUCGACAAUAGAUGUUAAGCGUGAACCAGUUUACCAAAGGAAGUACAACACUAUGCGCACGUUGAGCAAGUUUAAAUUAUAUCUAAUGCACUUCCUUGAGGAUUAUAGAUGCCAUUUUCUUGAUUACACAAAGUGCAUUGUAUGCUAUUAAAAUGAGCAUACAUCAACUCAGUGAUCUUAGCCAUUUGUUUAUAGCCAAGAAAGAGAAUGAUCCAUGAAGAUCCACUUAAUCUUCAUUCACUGAACAUUUUUUAACCUUUUGGACUAAGGAAUAGGUACAGUUGUUGAAUACAGGGCUGUCAAAAUAGCUCCUCUUACAAUGAAAUCUGCAUCACACAAAGCUCAUAUCAUAAUUUAGCUUUAUCAUAUUAGAAGGUAUUGAAAGAAGAUACAGUAUUAGACAAGGCAUUAGUGAAAUGUUCUGUGGCUGUGUUACUAAGCAUCUCUCAUUCACUAAAAUCUUCUCUGGUUGUGCUGACAUUUACCUGAGCCUUAUAACGAGCAGGCUUUAAUGUUAUUGCUUGCCUACACUUUGAGAAAGUUGCAGUCAGUCAGAUAUAAAUGAAGCUUUUUAACAGCAAAAAGUCUCAAUUCACUAACUCAAUAUUUUCUCUGUAAUCAGAGAAUUGUGACUUUAUGUGCGCUUAGGGGUAAGUAGACACCCCGUAAUAAUUGUUGGGCAUUUUGUUAACAUUUUCACAGCACUCAAACUCAAAAGUUCAUCUUUUUUCGUGGAAGAAGGUGUUCCAGCAUAAAGUGUGUGUGUACUGUAUUAUCUUGAUCCCUUUUCCUCUUGCUGCUUGGCUGUACUUAUGUUAAUGGGGAGGGUGGGGGGUGUAGCCGAACCACUUACCUGGCCUUUCUUUGUGAACCUGUGUGUCGUAGAGAGAGUAUGAGUUCAAGCUAGUGCAUCUGUAAUUAGAACCGAACCGAUAGUGAAGAUAGGUACAGGACGAAACACUUAGUUUUUUUGUUUUUGUUUUUAAAUGUUAGGUAAAUGUAUGUUGUCACCAAGUGCCCGGUAAUGGAAAAUGUAGUUCUUGGGCCUUUUAGGAAUGGAAAUCAUAAUGUAGCGUGCUGAUGUUUCAUUUUGCACAUCCUGGACUGAUGUAGGUAAUAAUGUUACAUGUGUAAAAGCCCAUGCAGGGUACAAAAGGACAUAAUACCAAAACCAUAACAGUACAUCCUACUGUUCUCUCAUUACAGGAUGCAUUUACAGUGGGGCGAUGCCCACACACUAAAAGAGCCCCAUCGUUUAGUUUGAACACUGAACGUUUCACACAACAAACGUGUUUGGUACAGUUUUUAUGUUUGGGGUUUUUUUCGUCCUUCUUUCGGUUGCUGAUGUUUGUGUAUCAUAUUUUUUUUAUUUUGUCAUUUUUGAUAAAUACUUUUAUUUAUUUUUUUGCUUAUUUUUGUUUAAUGCAUUGAACUGUUGCAUCACAUUUUUGUCUUCUUUUUUAUUGGAAUUUUUUUGCGUACUCUCAAUAAAGGAGGAAAUAUUUCUGGACCUUUA